AUGAUGUAUUUGGGCUCAGGCUUGUGUUGUGUCGGGGCGCUGGCAGGCCUCUCUGCUCAGGGCACCAGUCGUUUGGGGAACGCCCUGGGCAUGAUGGGAGUGGCGGGGGGCAUUGCUGCAACGCUCGGUGCCCUCAAACCUUCACCAGAGCUGCUGUCUCAGAUGUCUCUGGCCAUGGCCACAGGAGGAACCCUGGGUCUGACCAUUGCCAAGCGUAUUGAAAUCUCAGACUUGCCGCAGCUCGUGGCAGCCUUCCACAGCCUUGUGGGGCUGGCGGCCGUUCUCACCUGUGUUGCCGAGUUCAUGAUUGAGUACCCCCACCUGGACACUCACCCAGCUGCCGGCGUACUCAAGACUGUGGCGUAUCUGGGCACCUACAUUGGAGGCGUCACUUUUAGCGGCUCACUGGUGGCCUACGGCAAGCUUCAAG
This is a messenger RNA of Plectropomus leopardus (leopard coralgrouper), 430 nucleotides long. The record is from RefSeq and is a predicted model, not a curated record. Lineage: Eukaryota; Metazoa; Chordata; Actinopteri; Perciformes; Serranidae.